Messenger RNA from Bactrocera dorsalis (oriental fruit fly), 5206 nucleotides. RefSeq lists its product as uncharacterized. Bases 3164 to 4312 code for a protein of 382 amino acids. The transcript is spliced from 2 exons. Lineage: Eukaryota; Metazoa; Arthropoda; Insecta; Diptera; Tephritidae. The record is from RefSeq and is a predicted model, not a curated record.
CCUCAAAAUGGCCAUAGAAUCGCGAGCUGUGUGGCAUGUAGCGCCAUCUUGUUGAAACCACAUGUCAACCAAGUUCAGUUCUUCCAUUUUUGGCAACAAAAAGUUUGUUAGCAUCGAACGAUAGCGAUCGCCAUUCACCGUAACGUUGCGUCCAACAGCAUCUUUGAAAAAAUACGGUCCAAUGAUUCCACCAGCGUACAAACCACACCAAACAGUGCAUUUUUCGGGAUGCAUGGGCAGUUCUUGAACGGCUUCUGGUUGCUCUUCACCCCAAAUGCGGCAAUUUUGCUUAUUUACGGAGCCAUUCAACCAGAAAUGAGCCUCAUCGCUGAACAAAACACGCGCGCGAAACACAUUUCGAACCGAACACUGAUUUUGGUAAUAAAAUUCAAUGAUUUGCAAGCGUUGCUCGUUAGUAAGUCUAUUCAUGAUGAAAUGUCAAAGCAUACUGAGCAUCUUUCUCUUUGACACCAUGUCUGAAAUCCCACGUGAUCUGUCAAAUACUAAUGCAUGAAAAUCCUAACCUCAAAAAAAUCACCCGUUAUAUAUACUUAGAUUACGCAUAGACUACGUAUAGCCCAUAUAUUCCAUAAUAAUAAUAAUAUAGCGUGGUGAUCGUAACCAUGACCUGCAUCGCCACUGCGACAAUCAUAUCUAGAUAUGUAUGUAUGUGUAUGGGUAUAUGCCAUUAAUAUCGUUCCUUCAAGAAGAAUUUCAGUUGGAAACAAACAACACUCCGAGAGAAUAUCUACAAGAUAUGGAACAACAAUAGAUGCUGUAUUUAUUAAAUAUCUUGAUAAUGUGAUGUCUAAUACUUUUGUAACAUACUUCAGUUAUCAUCGACCAAUUGUCACAGUAAUACCGUCAGAGGCAACUUCGAAUGUAACAAUUGCGGAAGUCACUGUGGAAAAUAAUUGAGUUGAUGUGAUUUUAACAAGUAUUUGGAUAAAAUUUUGUAUAUAAAGAAAAUAAAUGUUUGUUGAAUAAACUAUCUGUCAUCAUUUUCUGGAAAAAAUUCGUAAUAUUGUAUUCUUUCAUUGUGUACCAUAUUUAGUUCUUGUCAUAAUCUGUAUCUGUGUAUAAAAUAAUUUGAAAGUUUCACAUCUGCCAGUUGUCAACUGACAGCUCACUUUUUUUGCUUGCUCUACAAAUUUCUCACUUGUAUGAAUUAUGUAUUUUAAGUUUUAAUGCUCAUACAAUUUGUAUGCAUAUCUGAAAUUUAAUAGUUUUCAAAAUUUUGUACACGUUUUUUCUAUGUAAAUAUAGUUCCUUAUUUCAUCUUACACGGUUUUCAUAUGACACGGAACGUAUCCCUCAUUUGACUGUGCGAAACACCGUCGUUUUAUACACGGUUGGGUGUACAUACAAGUGUGUGAUAUUGUAUACGAGUAUAAUGUAUAUGUCUUAAUUUUGUCAUAAUUAGAGCUGACACUUCGCUGACAGCUUUCCAUUUACCAGAGAAUUGACACAUGAGUGCUCUCAAAUUUUCUACCGAAAAACUACCGCAAAGUGAAAUUUUCAACUUUUCUGUUUGAAAAAGUACGUGCUCAGAGUCUUCUAUACACUCUGUAUACGUCGGACAGUACGGACUAAGGUCGUGAUUGAAUCGGAACAGAUAACUUCUAAAGUAUCCAUAUCCACUCAGUAUUCUCCCUAUGUUGGCUAUCUAUCCACGAAUGGAUGCCCGUCAUUAGUUUGCGGGGCCACCGUCCAUUGGUAGAGUUUUUUCAGCAGCGUCACUUGAUAUCGUACGGAAAUCACUUGUUACUGGUAUAGCAGUGAGCCAGAGAAUGUAAAGCAUAAAGAAAGUGCAGGUUUGAUAUCGAACAUUUGUUAGAUUUAUGGUAAGAAAUUCACCUCACAACCACAGGGUGCCUAUUCUGUAACUCGAUUCGAAGAAAAUUUACUCGAAUUCGGAUUUUGUAUAUUCUGUAACUCGAUUUUCGGAUUUUCAAGCCAAUUUUCGGAUUAAAUAUUCGAAAGCUUUUGAGUUGUAGAAAGCAAGAACGAAAAUUGUACGUAUUUAUUCUGGCACAGGGUGGUACAACUUUCGCAUAAUUAUAAAUUAGAUCCGAAUUUCGAAUAGAAUAAAUUUUCGAAUAGAGUUACAGAAUAGGGCUCUAGAAGUCACGCUGUGAAAUGUUAACAUUUUUAACAGUUCUCCACAUACUCAAACAGAGUAUAUAAAGAGAAAUAAAUAUAUGUAUUUACGGCGUAUGAUGACAUGGUAUGUAAGUUAGCACAUAUACAAAAUAUACAGACAAUUUUGUAAGUAAAAUCUAAUUCAGCAAUAUUUUGCAUUGCUCAAGUAAAAUUAAAUCAAAUAAAAUUAAUUUCCAAAAAUUGCAAUAACAAAAACACAUUUCGUCGGCACUAUAACAAGCGGAAACCGUGCCGCCGCAAUGUGAGCCGCUUCACAACCAAACUGAGGUUCGCACUGGUUUUAGCUUACGUUAUGAUUAUUUGAUGUAUAGAAAUAAGUUCUAGCUAGUAAGAACUCGUACAUAUGUAAGUUUUUAGUAAGUAAGCAAAAUUUGAUUAUAAAAACUAAGUAAAUUUGUUGAAUAAAGAGAGUUCAAUUUUUGCCAGCAGCAAAGGUGCGUGUUGAUAUUAUUGGUGGGCAGCAUUAACUGGCGCCCGAGACUUCAAAUUUAAAUUGUCUAUAUCGGUUGAAAAAAGCAGCGUUAGAAAACUCUAAAUCGCGCAUUGAUAAAAUUGUUGUUGCCCGCGAGCAGAAAAAAAAACAGCGUUAGGAAACUGCUGUUAUCUAAACAUUAAACACUUUGUUUAGUAGCUCUAAUCGCACAUUAAUAAAACUUCUGUUAUCCGCGUGUAAGUAACUAAGCAGCUUAACAAAACUACUGUUAUCUAAAAACGUGCUCAAAGAGACUCAAAACUGUGCAUUAAUAAAAACUAUUGUUGCUCCUAAACAAGAAGGAAUCAACGUAGAAAAGCUGCCAUAACACCAAGUGCUCAAAGUGACUCUAAUACGACAAUAAUAACUGUGCAACUGAGAAAAUUAUUCUCGCAGCAUAUUCAACUGUGUAGACAAAAGUGCAAAACCACCAAGACAACAAUCAAAGCCUGAACUGUGACGUCGUCCACUCCCAAGUAGCGGAGUAAAACACCUCAAAAAGGAACAAGUGGACCGCCCGAAAUCAGGAUGCAGAAGCUGAUACUCCCGAUACUGUUACUCUUACCGUACUGGACGACUGCGACGGUAGACACUUACGAAUAUAACAGCCCGCUCGUAACGAUCAAACAAGGACAAGGAAAAGUCAGUAAAGGAACAUAUAAAAUUAUUCAUACUAUCGACUUGAACGAAUACGAAAAAAUUGCCCAUGAGAUCAGACUUACUAUAAACCACGAAAUUAGUAAAACAAGUAUUUUACUUCCACAACUAAAACAUCAACUUUCCGAAAUAGAUAACCUUCUAAGCCAACUACGAACAAAAAACAUAACCAUACAGAAGAGAUCAAUCAAUUGGAUUGGAUCCGCCUGGAAAUGGUUAGCAGGAAACCCCGAUGCUACGGACUGGGACCGAAUUCUUUCUACAACACAUGAACUGACUGAAAACAGUAACAUACAAUAUACCACAAACGAAUACCUUAUCAAGGCAAAUAAUAAAAUACUAGAUAGUUAUAACACAAUAAUGGACGAAAUAAGUAAGGAUAACAGGGAAUUGUUCGAACAGACAUUAUAUAAUAGGUUAGGUAUAGUAAAAGAUGAAAUUGCGAAAAUUAUAAUGGCAACCCAGCUAGCAAAACAAGGAAUUGUCCAUUCCCAAAUUUUAAAUAAGGAAGAUAUCGCUAAUGUUCUUUCUCAAACCGAGACACUACCAUUCAGAAAUGAACUACAAGCACUCAAAUACGCAGAACCCUCUAUGAUUGUCAAAGAUUCACUUCUUUUAUAUGUAAUUUCACUACCACAAACCGAAGAUAUCAUAUUCAAUAAUAUUAUUAUACGUUCAACUGUAAAACACCUUAAGCGAGUUUAUUUAGAAUUCACUAACCUUUUCAUAUCCCAAAAUGACAAAUACGGCAUACUUGGGAAAUGCAUUGAAAUAGAUGACACUAAAAUAUGCAAGAGAAACCAACUUCAAAAACUGGACAAAACCCACUGCAUCGCACAAAUUCAUAGCGGAGAGAAAGCGCUAUGCGAUUACCAAUACGAAAAUAAAGCUAUAAUUGAGUUAAUCGAAGAAGGAACAUUAUUUCUUUCAAAUUUCAUUGGAAAUAUUACUUAUAAUAAUACAUCUCUUAAACUAAAUGGUACAUUUCUUAUAAACUUCAUUAAUGAAACUAACGGGUGAUUUUUUUGAGGUUAGGAUUUUCAUGCAUUAGUAUUUGACAGAUCACGUGGGAUUUCAGACAUGGUGUCAAAGAGAAAGAUGCUCAGUAUGCUUUGACAUUUCAUCAUGAAUAGACUUACUAACGAGCAACGCUUGCAAAUCAUUGAAUUUUAUUACCAAAAUCAGUGUUCGGUUCGAAAUGUGUUUCGCGCGCGUGUUUUGUUCAGCGAUGAGGCUCAUUUCUGGUUGAAUGGCUACGUAAAUAAGCAAAAUUGCCGCAUUUGGGGUGAAGAGCAACCAGAAGCCGUUCAAGAACUGCCCAUGCAUCCCGAAAAAUGCACUGUUUGGUGUGGUUUGUACGCUGGUGGAAUCAUUGGACCGUAUUUUUUCAAAGAUGCUGUUGGACGCAACGUUACGGUGAAUGGCGAUCGCUAUCGUUCGAUGCUAACAAACUUUUUGUUGCCAAAAAUGGAAGAACUGAACUUGGUUGACAUGUGGUUUCAACAAGAUGGCGCUACAUGCCACACAGCUCGCGAUUCUAUGGCCAUUUUGAGGGAAAACUUCGGACAACAAUUCAUCUCAAUUUUGUAAGUAAAAUCUAAUUCAGCAAUAUUUUGCAUUGCUCAAGUAAAAUUAAAUCAAAUAAAAUUAAUUUCCAAAAAUUGCAAUAACAAAAACACAUUUCGUCGGCACUAUAACAAGCGGAAACCGUGCCGCCGCAAUGUGAGCCGUUUCACAACCAAACUGAGGUUCGCACUGGUUUUAGCUUACGUUAUGAUUAUUUGAUGUAUAGAAAUAAGUUCUAGCUAGUAAGAACUCGUACAUAUGUAAGUUUUUAGUAAGUAAGCAAAAUUUGAUUAUAAAAACUAAGUAAAUUUGUUGAAUAAAGAGAGUUCAAUUUUUGCCAGCAGCAAA